Messenger RNA from Vidua chalybeata, 3567 nucleotides. It is a transcript of the gene CAPRIN1, whose product is annotated as cell cycle associated protein 1. Bases 219 to 2336 code for a protein of 705 amino acids. Gene Ontology annotation, cellular component: cytoplasm. Gene Ontology annotation, molecular function: RNA binding. NCBI's taxonomy places the organism in Eukaryota, Metazoa, Chordata, Aves, Passeriformes, Viduidae. The record is from RefSeq and is a predicted model, not a curated record. The transcript is spliced from 19 exons.
GACCCCGCGCGCUCCCGUGCCGCCUCGCCUCUACGCGCCGGCGUGCGCGCCGCCGCUGCCUCUCCCUCCCUCCCUCUCUCCCUCCCUCUCUCUCUCUCUCUCUCCCGUGGUAGCAGGAGCAGCGCGGGCGGCGGGGCUGGAGCGUGGCUGAGGCGGCCAUUCCUACCGAGCGAGAGAGAGCGCAGCGUGUCCCCCCCGGGCUCAGUGGCGCACAGGAAAUGCCCUCGGCUACCAACAGCACCAUGGCGAGCAGCACCACCGGCAGCAGCACCGGCAAAGCGGGACCGGGCAGCGAGGUUGCCCCGGCGGCGGCCGCCCCGCAGGCGGCGGCGGGUGUGAACAUCACCACGGUGCAGACCGAGGCCAUGAAGCAGAUCCUGGGGGUGAUCGAUAAGAAGCUGCGCAACCUGGAGAAGAAGAAGAGCAAACUUGAUGAUUACCAGGAACGAAUGAACAAGGGAGAACGUCUGAAUCAAGAUCAACUGGAUGCGGUGUCAAAAUACCAGGAAGUGACAAAUAAUCUGGAAUUUGCUAAGGAACUGCAGAGGAGUUUUAUGGCUCUGAGCCAAGAUAUCCAGAAAACAAUAAAGAAGACAGCUCGUAGGGAGCAGCUGAUGCGAGAGGAGGCCGAGCAGAAGCGUUUAAAGACUGUGCUGGAGCUACAGUUCAUUCUGGAGAAGUUGGGUGAUGAUGAAGUGCGCAGCGACCUCAAACAAGGAUCCAACGGGGUGCCAGUGCUGACAGAGGAGGAACUGACAAUGCUGGAUGAGUUUUAUAAGCUGGUUUACCCUGAACGAGACAUGAACAUGAGGUUGAAUGAGCAGUAUGAGCAAGCAUCUGUUCACCUGUGGGACUUACUGGAAGGGAAGGAAAAACCAGUUUGUGGAACAACCUAUAAAGCACUGAAGGAGAUUGUUGAACGGAUUCUUCAGACCAGUUACUUUGACAGCACCCACAACCACCAGAAUGGGCUAUGUGAGGAAGAGGAGGCAGCACCUGCACCUGCAGUAGAAGACACUGCAGCAGAGGCUGAACCCGAUCCAGCAGAAGAAUUUACUGAACCAGCUGAAGUUGAAUCAACUGAGUAUGUAAACAGACAAUUCAUGGCAGAGACUCAGUUCAGCAGUAGUGAGAAGGAACAGGUAGAUGAGUGGACAGUUGAAACGGUUGAGGUUGUAAAUUCCCUGCAGCAACAGACACAGGCGACGUCUCCUCCCGUCCCGGAACCUCACGCGCUCACUGCUGUGGCUCAGGCAGACCCCCUGGUCAGGAGACAGCGAGUACAGGACCUCAUGGCACAGAUGCAGGGCCCCUACAACUUCAUGCAGGACUCAAUGCUGGAAUUUGAGAACCAAACGCUUGAUCCUGCCAUUGUAUCUGCACAGCCCAUGAACCCAGCACAGAGUUUGGACAUGCCCCAAAUGGUUUGCCCUCCAGUUCAUGCUGAGUCAAGACUUGCCCAGCCUACCCAAGUUCCUGUGCAACCAGAAGCUACACAGGUUCCCUUGGUUUCUUCUACAAGUGAGGGAUAUACAGCUUCCCAACCCAUGUAUCAGCCUUCUCACACAGCAGAGCAACGGCCACAGAAAGAAUCAAUUGACCAGAUUCAGGCUUCCAUGUCCCUGAAUGCAGACCAGACCCCAUCCUCAUCAUCACUUCCCACUGCAUCCCAGCCACAGGUGUUCCAGGCUGGAUCCAGCAAGCCUUUGCAUAGCAGCGGAAUCAAUGUCAAUGCAGCUCCAUUCCAAUCCAUGCAAACAGUAUUCAACAUGAAUGCACCUGUUCCUCCUGUGAAUGAGCCAGAAACCCUUAAGCAGCAAAACCAGUACCAGGCCAGUUACAACCAGAGUUUCUCCAAUCAACCUCACCAAGUAGAACAAUCAGAUCUCCAGCAAGAACAACUCCAGACAGUGGUUGGUACCUACCACGGUUCCCCGGACCAGAGUCACCAAGUGGCAGGAAAUCACCAGCAGCCACCCCAGCAGAGCACUGGAUUUCCCAGGAACAGCCAGCCUUACUACAACAGCCGGGGCGUGUCCCGGGGGGGAUCCCGCGGGGCCCGGGGCCUCAUGAACGGUUACAGGGGCCCAGCAAACGGAUUCAGAGGGGGAUACGAUGGCUACCGUCCGUCCUUUUCCAACACUCCAAACAGUGGCUACACACAGGCCCAGUUCAAUGCUCCUCGGGAUUACUCAAACUACCAGAGGGAUGGAUAUCAACAAAAUUUCAAACGUGGCUCUGGACAAAGUGGACCUCGGGGAGCUCCUAGAGGUCGUGGAGGGCCCCCCAGACCAAACAGAGGGAUGCCUCAGAUGAACGCUCAGCAAGUGAAUUAAACACGUUCACAGGAUUCCGUUCAACGCCAAAAACACGCUGGCCAGUGUACAAUACAUGUUACCAGAAGAGUUAUUAUCUAUUUGUUCUCCCUUACAGGAAGUUUGUUGUAAAGGGACUAUUUUCAUUACCCAUAAUGACAGGACUACAAUUGCCAGCUUUAUAUUCCCUGGAUAUUGAAAGGAACGAAACAACGUUUACUCUGCAUGUUCUGUCCUAAGCAUCAUCUUGAGCCUUGCACAUGAGAUUCAGAUUCCUCACCUUUGCUAAGAAUAAAGCAAAAAAGGCAAUUUUCAGGGUGAUCCAAUCUCCAUGGUUAACUGAAGUGGCAGGAAAAAGCAGACUCACUUCUGACAUUUAAAAGUGAUUUAACAAAAUUCAGAUAAAAUCUGCAAAUCCAUAAAUAUUUACUGUGGUGGCAGUUAAAAAAUCUUAAAUGUUCCCAUGAAAGGAUGGAAAAGGUGAAGUGUGGCUUGGUAGAACAACUGCAUUUCAGCUUUUUCUUAGUAAAUUGAAGCACUGAACAGUUCAAGAUGUGUAGUGAUGCAAUUGCCCUGAAUAGACAGGUGGGCUUAGAGGCAGUUUGUGAUAAAGAAGAGGCACCCUUAGCUGCAGCACUCCUCAUCACCAGGGCCCUGAUUCCUGUGGCUAUGGAGUUAAGAGCGCUUGCAUAACUGCUAAUGUAACUGUGUAAUUAAUUUUUUUUAGGAGACAAGAUGAAAAAAAAAAAAAAAAAAAAAAAAAAAACCAAAAAAAAAGGCUUUGAUUUGGCACUUGGACAAAAUUUUGCAACAAAUCCUGAGCUAUAAUCUGGAUGGCCACUGUAUAUUUGAUGUGAAGUAUUUAGAUAUCUCUUUGAAACACUUUUAAGUUUCUUUGAUAGCAAUGACUUUUGUAAGGAUUGGUAUUCUCUAUCAUUCCUUAUGACUUGCACAUUGUCUGUCACUAAUACUUGACCUUGCUGUAUUAUCACCUAAAUAACUGAUGCCGGUACUGAUGGAAAUCCCUAAUGGAUAAUCAUAACACUUUUGGUCACAUGUCCUUUUGUCUUUCCUGCAGCCUUGAAGGUUUUAAGAAAUCUCAAAUGCCCGCUGCUGCUGCCCUUCCAAUUGCUGUCUUUUGAAAAGCACCAGUCUGUGUUUGAGUUGAUUUCCCCUUUUCAGGGAAAUGACAGCCAGCAGUUACAGUUCUAAUGGUAUAAGCAAGAUAAAUAAAACAUGUUUAUAAAAAUUG